UUGUGGGCAUAUAAUUUCUGUUUGUUUAUAUUGAAUUGGAUUUUUUAGUGUUCUUGUUCUUUUCUUCUCUGUUUUUUUUGUUUUUCUUGUUAUAGAUAGUUUUAAGAUGUUAUCUUUUUCAUUCAAAGUAAUUUAAAGUGAGACAGUAAAAGUGUGAAUAUAUUCAUAGGUGUAAAUAUGUUGUACUAUAGAAAAUUUGUUUUUGUUAUUAUUUCUCAUCUUUAGAAAAAUUGAAUACAAAUGGGUGUAGCAUUAUCUAAAAAGAGCAUCGAUUUUGAAAUUAUUAUAAAAACUGGAGAUGUUAAGGGUGCUGGUACUGACAGUAAUGUGUACUGUGUUUUAAUUGAUGAAAACGAGGGAAAAUCACGUGAUCUUCUGUUGGAUGUUAGAUGGCGAAAUGAUUUUGAGAAAGGAAGUGUUGAUCUAUUUAAGAUAAGAAAUGUGCCAAAUCUUGGUAAAAUCCGAAGUAUUCAACUAUGGAGGGAUAAGAAAGGGAUUGGUGAUGACUGGUUUGUCGAAACAAUUAAAAUUAAACAAUAUGCUAUGAAAAGUAACUCUGAGAAAUCUGAAAAAGAGAAAACACCGAAUAAUUGCAUUUGUAAUGAAGAUGAAAAACAAAACAUAGUUAAUAACAAUAACAUCGACAGUGAGGAAAAAACUAUUGAGAAAAACAAAAAGAUAAUAAACAAUAUUCAUUCAGGACUUGACCCUAUUUUGGUGUUUCCUUGCAACAGAUGGAUUGAACCUAACCGAAAAUAUUUAUUACUACAGUAUGACUCUGUUCUGCCACAGUUUGAUCCACGUAAAAUUCAACGCAGCUGGGAACUGGAUGAGAAAAAAACAAAGUACAUGUUUGCAGACAGUAUUCCUGGUAUACCAAAGGGAGUCAAAACUUGUCCUGUUGAAGAACACUUUAGUAAUGACUACAAGUGGGAUAUUGUUGGUAAGAAGGUGAAGUUUCUUGCACAAAAAAAAUUCACAAAGUUGUUGACGACAAACAAAUGGAGUAACUUGGAUGACAUGUUAGAUGUUUAUAAAGGCUCUUUUGGUAUACCGUAUGGAUACUAUAACUGGAAGUCUGAUGCAAGUUUUGGUCAGCAACGUCUUCGUGGUUGCAAUCCUACUCUUAUCCAGUUGUGUACAGAAAUUCCUGAGAAUUUUCCAGUAACAGAUGACUUGGUGGAACCGUUUUUGGAUGGAUUAAAACUUGAAGAAGCAGUUUCUGGGAAAGAGUUGUAUAUUGUUAACCUUAAGAUACUGGAAAAUUUGACUUGCAAAGAUUCCAGAUUUGUAUGUCCAGCAAUGGCAUUGUUUCAUGCAAAGAAGAAUGGAGAUUUACUGCCCAUAGCUAUUCAGCUACAGCAAACUCCAUCCGAAGACAACCCAAUUUUUCUUCCCAAUGAUCCACCCUACACAUGGAUGUUGGCUAAAAUGUAUUUCAAUAAUGCUGAUUGUGCUCUCCAUCAAGCUUGCACACAUCUUGGUUUUACUCAUCUUGUGGUCGAGUCGAUGUGUGUCGCUGUGCAUCGCAGUCUGUCGCCAUCGCACCCCGUGUUUCGCUUGCUCGCACCGCAUUUUCUUUACCUUAUCGCGAUAAACAACUUAGCUGUGCAAAAAUUACUCGCCCCAGACGGUUGGAUCGAUGUUACCAUGACAAUGGGUGUAUGCGGUUUAUUUGAAAUAUUAAAAAGAACGUGGAAAAACUGGAGAUUGGAUGUUGAUGGGUGGUUACCAAAAGAUCUUGAAGUCAGAGGGGUGGGUGAUACUUCAUCUCUACCGUCAUACAUGUACCGAGAUGAUUCCCUCAUGAUUCAUAACGCUCUCGUAGAUUAUGUCACUGAGAUUCUCACCAAUAUUUAUGACACCCCGGAAAAGUUGAAUGGUGAUUUCGAAAUAAAAGCAUUUGGUGCAGCACUUACAGACGAAGUUUAUGGUGCGGGAAUCAAGGGUGUCUUCGGUGAUGGUAAAUUCGAAAAAUUGGACGAUUUAAUCAAGACAAUUGUCUCGAUUAUCUUUUUAAGCAGUGUUGGGCAUGCGGCUGCAAACUUUUGUCAAUAUGACGAGUAUGCCUUCCCACCGAAUUAUCCUGCGCAACUGAGUGGUAAAAUACCCACGAAUAAGACUGCUCUCACUGAGCAAGAUAUUAUCUAUCACCUUCCUAACAAAGAUACAACAUUAAAUAUUAUGGUAGUUACCAAGAUUUUGAGUGAUCGAGGUACAAAUGGACUCGGUGAUUUCGAAGUACAAUAUCAAUAUGAACCAAAGGCAGUUGAAGCUGUUGAAAGAUUUCGAACAGAAUUAAAAGAAAUCAGUGCAAAAAUCAAAGAAAGAAACAAAACCAUGACUGUACCCUAUUCUUACCUCGACCCUGAAGAAGUUCCAAACGCUAUUAGUAUUUAGUAUUUUGCUGACACAUGCAUACCUAUGCCGUUUUCUGAACAUACUUAAUUGUUGAUACUAGUGGCCCGUGGAAAAAUGCACGGGUUCGCCCGUUCUUUUUAGACCGCAUUGCGUGCUUUUAGGUACUUGCGGUACCAUUUUGCGUGACAGACGGACAGACGGGUAUUAUAACAUAGAUCUGAACAUACUUAUUUGUUGAUAUAUGACAAUAAAUCAAAAAAAGCUUCGAAAAACCUUACUUCAUUGUGUUAAUACGCUUGUUGCUAUCUUUGGUUGUUUUUGUUUUGCGGGAUGAAAAGGGGUGCUAAUUAAGUUUCACCAGCAAUAGUAUAUCCAUCUAUUGAAUCGUUUCUGUAGAGUUAAUUUUCUGUUUUGCUGUACUUAUAUAGAAUUAGCUUUUACCCUAUAAAAGGAUGUCUACGAGACAUUAAAAACUUCGAAAUUAGAAUAGCCGACCUUGAAAACCGUAAAAUAUAUAAUACUAGUCGUUAGCCCGUGGAAAAAUCCACGGGUUCGCCCGUCCUUUUUAUACCGCAUUGCGUGCGUCUUGCUACCUGCGCAGCUAAGCUACCAUUUUGCGUGACAGACAGACUGACGGACGGACGGACAGACCUAUACGGGUAUUAUAAUAUAGAUUUUCAAAAACAUUUUUAUCUAUUUAUAUACUUUGCAUCGUAGUGGCUCAUAUGUCUAAUAUUUUUUCUCUAUUGGUAUAAAUGUUUACAUUCCCAAUUUGUAGGUCUUUAGGUCUAAGAACCUGGGCGUUGGCAGGAAUUAUACCAAAUCUUGAAAGCAGCUAAAAAAAUAAAAAAAGGAUUGAAAACCUUGAUUGUGUUAAAAGAAUUUAACAGGUACCGACACAGAUUGUACAUAUUUAUAAUUUCUGUAAAUUUUAUAUUACACUUGGUGUUAGAGAUUUGGAUAUUUUAUUUUUGUAAUUUAUAAUGCUACUAAUUUAUAAUUAUUGGAUGAUCAAAUCAAACAUAUUUUAAUUUAUUUGUGAACGUUUUUGAUAAGCUUUGUAAAUAUUAAUUUAACAAUAAAAUGAUUUUUGUGA
Molecule: messenger RNA, 3457 nt
Organism: Hydractinia symbiolongicarpus
Lineage: Eukaryota; Metazoa; Cnidaria; Hydrozoa; Anthoathecata; Hydractiniidae
Product: polyunsaturated fatty acid 5-lipoxygenase-like
Exons: 15
Coding region: 241-2400 (719 amino acids)
Biological process (GO): lipid oxidation
Molecular function (GO): oxidoreductase activity, acting on single donors with incorporation of molecular oxygen, incorporation of two atoms of oxygen; protein binding; metal ion binding
Source: RefSeq, a predicted model, not a curated record